CUGAUUGAAAGGCUGUGGGAACAACAUGCGUCAGCAUACACGCCUCGAGACACGGCAGUUAUGACAACGACAGGUCGGGUCGUGAAGGUUGCGUCAGAUACCGUUGUAGAAAAAGGUUUACUCUCAACGCCGACGCGGUAGCGCCGGCGUUCAUACAGUGUGAAUAGUAUGUCAUCACGCGCAGGUCAAAGUGUACCAAAAUGAAGCCGACAGGACGGAUGAAGGGAAACGUGAACGUGAAAGGCAUAGUCGAACUCACCUUCAGCCAUCCGGUUCCGGCUCCUUCCCACCACAAGACGAUCAACGCGCCAACGGCCCCAGGCCCGUGGGCCUCCAUGUGCAACCUCGAGCUGAGGCGUGCCCACUACAGGAAACUGAGAAGACAAGCACACACAUCAGCAUGAGGUUCGACACGCCACGUCUCACUGGGAAGCAUGUCUCAGAUACCGUUGUAGAGUAAGGUGAUUUCACAACGCGCGAGGGCGUUCGUAUGUUUGGGAAUAUAGUUGGCAUCAUCGGAAAGGAAGGACGGAACUAAGACUCACCGCUGUCAUCGGACCUGGCGCACCCGCUCUUUAACGACCAUUCGCCGCCCACUUAGCCCGGUCGCGAAGA
Messenger RNA from Dichomitus squalens LYAD-421 SS1, 615 nucleotides. RefSeq lists its product as uncharacterized. The transcript has a single exon. Lineage: Eukaryota; Fungi; Basidiomycota; Agaricomycetes; Polyporales; Polyporaceae. The record is from RefSeq and is a predicted model, not a curated record. Bases 201 to 404 code for a protein of 67 amino acids.